Formica exsecta is the source of this 1715-nucleotide messenger RNA. Its product is annotated as UPF0488 protein CG14286. NCBI's taxonomy places the organism in Eukaryota, Metazoa, Arthropoda, Insecta, Hymenoptera, Formicidae. The record is from RefSeq and is a predicted model, not a curated record. The transcript is spliced from 2 exons. Bases 1161 to 1697 code for a protein of 178 amino acids.
AUCACCCUGCAAAAAAAAAUUAAAUUGAAAAAAUUCUUUUUUUUUUUCUAGAUUUAUAUGUGUACAUAAAUUUUACGUUUAGAAAAAAUAUUUAAUUUCCGAUAUUAGAAGCUAUUCAUAAAUUGUUAAGUAUAUUUAUAUCAUCCUCUCUAUUUUUUUUUCUAUUCUUAUCUACAUAUAAUUUUCGAUUACAUAUGUAUAAUAGAAAAGGAAAAAGCAUAUAAUUGAUAAUUAUAUAAAAGAUUAAUAACUUUCAUGAAAAUACAAAUGUUGAGUUAAUUACAAAAUGUUUAAAUUUGAUUUUAAUGUCAAAUCUGUAACACCCGAUUUCGAGAAUUAGAAAUUUAUUUUAAUCAAGCUGUUUAGUAAUUUUUUUUAAAUUCAUUUCUCUCUUUAUAAGAUCGCCACAUUCUCAGUUUCUCUGCAAAUAAAAUUAUCUCGUGUUCUCGUUACCGCAUGUUUAUACGUAAUCCAAUUCCAUUUUCCUCGCUUUUUCACGCUGUUUUCUUUUUCUUCCCACGUGUAAUUAUAUUUAUUUCACUCUGUACAUCCAUCUCCGAUUGUACACAAAAACCGCUCAAUAUAUAUAAUAGUAUAUAAUUGUAUAAUCUUUCCAUUCCAGCAUUAUCAUCUCGUCACGAGCGUUAUUAAAAUUUAAUAUAUACGAUGCUGAAACCGGAAGAUGAUUAAUCGUGGAUUUUUUUUGAACGAUGAGAAAAAGAUAAAAUAAACGCGAAGUCACACGUUAUUAUGUGUAGUUAAUUUUAUAUAAACAUGAGAUACAAGAAGUAAUUUGAAAAAAGUGUUAUACAAGGAAUAAGAAUUAAUGCUUACUUUGCACUACUGCGAAAAGUCUUUCUUCUUAUUUAAAAUUUAAACUUUUCUUAAUUUCUCCCCCUGACGAUUAAUUUACAACUGCCAUUUUAAUUUAUAUUUAUAUUUAUAUCAUUGAAAGUUGCAUGUGCUUCAUUUCAAGUACAAAAGAUGGCUAUGCCAUCGUCGUCCUGUACCCGUAUAUAACCUAAUAUUUGUGUUUUUUUGCCAAAUAAUGUAAUAUAAGUACAAUAUAUAUGUGUUUAAUCGUACAUAAAUUUAUGUAUAAUAUUGUGAUUUUUUUGUAAUAAUAUAAGAGAAAUAAAUUUUAUCGCGUUCAACGAAAAAUGCCACCAAAACCUUCAAUGAAUUAUAAGCGCAGCAGCAAAAAUAAGAAGAGUGUGGCACAAACAUGUAUUCCUCCUAAAGCAGUAGAUGCAAACAGCGCAAGUGGUUUGAACCCAGACGUGGAGGAUAAAUUUGAAUUGGAAUUAUGUUGGUGUAUACAACAGUUAGAAGCGAGUUUAACUAGCGGCAAAUUACAGGAGAAGCAGGCACAGGAUCUCAACAAACAGUUAAAUUCAUUAAAGAGUAACACUGCGUCAUUAAUAAAAAAGAGACAAAUAAUGAGAAAUGCAUUAGGAGACUAUAGAGAGAAGAUGGCUGAGGACGAACGAAAGCUUAGUAGAGCUGUGUCAGCUGUCAAGUUCACGAAUCCUGCCUCGACAAAUAAAAAAUCAAUGUUUGUCAGGAAAGCUAUUCAACAUGAUGUACAGGAAUUCAAAGAGCAAGCAAAUGAUCAUACGCAAGAUACAAAGCAAGCUAUCAUUGACAGUAAUAGAACUCAAAUUCCAUUUCAAUUUAAUUUUCAGACAUGUCAAUAAAAUCAACUUUUAUAUUAA